AUGGACCCCGGGAGCGGAACUACUGGAAUGCAGGAAAGCUGCUUAUUUUUGAUUUACACGUGCUCUGCGUUCAGGAUGGGGUGGAGAUUCGGACAUGGUGCGGCACUGGAAGAUUUCACCAUCAUUAUACGCUCGUUCGGAAAGGAGCUUCAACGUGUGCGUGGCCAUGGUCCAUGGAGGAGGAUUUGGAAGAGAAUGUGUAUAUGUUUGUUCAACAGGGAUAUAUAUAUCAAUUAUCCAAGCCAACUUGACACAGCCGGGUAG
Messenger RNA from Heterobasidion irregulare TC 32-1, 264 nucleotides. RefSeq lists its product as uncharacterized. Bases 1 to 264 code for a protein of 87 amino acids. The transcript is spliced from 2 exons. Lineage: Eukaryota; Fungi; Basidiomycota; Agaricomycetes; Russulales; Bondarzewiaceae. The record is from RefSeq and is a predicted model, not a curated record.